CCGUCAAGUAGAGCGGCGAAUAUACGUUGCUUUGCAAGCCAAACACCAGCCAGUCGGAUACUGUCCGCGAAAAUGUGCGCUAUCCUCUUUGCCCAUAAGGUUUCCUGAUUGUUGUGUCAACACGUUGGUUCGUACGUACAAAACUCUGAUCAAAAUCUGCUCGUACAAGCUAUUCGGUCACGAUCUUUAUUCAGCAGUGAUCCUGUGAAUAUUCUUUUGAUUCUAAUCGAGUAUUGUGAUCAAGUAAAUUCUGCUUUAAAGUGAAAGCACACUGAUAAGCCAUUUCAACAAUUACUUGCAUCUCAUCAACGUAAAUCUUCUAAUAAGUGACCGUGUUUGUUGAGUGCACAAUCGUCAAACAUGAAGGUGAACGCUGCUGUUGCUAAUGACAUACACCACGCUAGCGGGAUGAUGGAGAACCAUGUGAUGAUGGAUGAGCCGAGUCUGAGUAGUAAUCGUAUGAGUAAACGUACGAUUUCCUCUUCCUCCUCCUCGUCUUCGGCGGGCUCCGACUCCUACUGUGUUUCCUUGGCUGUAGGACCGCUGUGGUGGUCCGAUGUCCCAACAAUCAGGACCGAUCACGAUAGGGCGUCACCCUUGAAAGAAUACAAUCGCAAGGAUUCUUUCGAUUCGACAACGACCACCGCUUCUUCCGAGUACAAUGAUCUGGAUUUCCCUGAAUCGACCGUCGACUAUAUGAACCAACAGGAAGCAGAAGUUGUUCGGGAACUGCUGAACCAAACCGCUCCCAUCGGUAUCACACUGAAGCUGUUCGUGACGCCGCAAAAAUGCAGCAGCUGGGAAACAGUGUUCAACCCGAACGAGAACAUCCUGUACGUUUCGCUUCCUUCGGCCAUGUCGCACGAAGCCUCGAAGCAUUCCUUCAUCUCGCUGCUGGAGUUUGCCGAAGAGAAGCUGGAAUGUGACGCUGUUGUCCUGUGCAUCCGCAAGGAUCGACUCGAUCGGCCGAACUUGGUUCGCACGUUUUCCUUUGUCGGCUUUCAACCACUCAAUCCCAAGUCACCGCUCGCUCCGCCCCACAUCGAGGAGCAGCAUAGGAAUGAGUAUCUCUUCAUGAUCUACAACAUUGAGGAGUAAUCAGCACACGACAAUAGCGCGUAUCAACAUCAACGCGCCGAUCACACGAUUCGGGGGAAAAUCGCAGAACGAUUCUAAAACACAUCAUCUUUUGUAGGAUCGAUUUACUCAGAAGAAGGUCGUUCGUGGGUACUAUCGUAUUAAAAUGAAAUUCAGAAUCCUUGCUGCAGACCGGCUGGUGCUAGUUAACAAUCAACAUCUUUAGCAGCACGACACGAACGAACAGUAGCAGGUCUUCAGCAUGCGAAAAAAAACCAAUAUAACAUCCUUUCAAUGGUUUUUUUUAAAUGAUAAGGACAAAACUUGUACGUUGAGCUUCGAUUGGUGGCAGAGAUCGUUGCAUCCCAAAUCGAUGAUACAGGGGUUUGUCCGUUUUGAUACGAUCGUAUGGUAAUGAUUGAUAAAUGUUUAACGAACUAUAACGAAGACGACGUCCAUCACGCGUACUAUAAUCAGACGUAGACAUAUGCCACUACAACACCAUCCUUAGCUUCUGCUGAAUAUGGUUGCUGUGAAAUGUCCAUCAAAUCGCUCCACACCAUAGGCAUUCAUCAUACAGUCAGAGACAGGCAUUAAGUCCCUUUAACAGAAUGAUUAUACUACCAUUGAAUGAACGAACGCCGUACAUAUAUUAGUGCGUAUGAAAUAGAAUAAUGGAAAUGAUAAUAGAAAGAGAAAGAGACGAAUUCGUCACCAGAUCCGGUAUCGCGGUCUUACCAGUCGAAAUACUUGCGAUUUGUAAUCAUUCAAGUGGUAUGUCUAUAUCGUAUCGGUAAUUUAAAAAAAAGGUAAAAAAUGCAAAAAAAAAAACAAAAAAUAUAGAAAAUCGACAAAAAAAGAAACAUUCUAACCUUCAGUUAUAUUUUUAGGUUUGAAAUCAGUCAGUUUGAAAACCGGUUUUCUAUGAUAACACAAAAAUCUGCACUACAGUAAAAAUAGGCAUCAAGUUUUACACAAAAAUCAAACUUGGGCAGAGAAAAACCAAGAACAAGAGUUGGAACAUUGAGUAGCAGAAGGAAUAAAAACAGCCCUGAGGACAAAGAUAACAAUUCUUCUAUUAAAGCACUACGGUAUUACUUGUUCCAAUGAUCAUAAAAGCAGUAAACUGAUAAACACAUCAGGUUAAGCAAGAUAGGAUAAUACGGUCUUGAAGUAUGGAGGAGGCAGAGUAGAGGAAGGUUGUAUUCGGGUUGAAAUCGAACGUUUGUUUCCGACAUCUUCAUUUGUUCACCCAUGUUGGCUCUAAAUUUAUUUGUCCUCACAAUUACCGGCUGUAAGACGUAUAGGAACCGAGAGUUAUCAGUACUUAUGAAGUGUCCAUAUUUCUUAGUAAUGAAACUCGUGAGCUUUUUCAAUAAUAUGUACUAUCAGCAGUUAUUAUCAUCCUUCUACCACACUUACAAACAUUUAUUAGAUUUAAGAUUUUAUUUCUUCUUUCCUGUAUCGCUCUUUAUUUGGUCGGAUGCUUGCAUCGCAGAUGGUAUUGUAUUGCUUUAGUUUAUAGCAAAAUACUAGUAGAAUUCAGAUGAAUAACUUUUAUUAAAUUUCAUAUGGCAGAAUGGCACUGAAUUAAAAUCGAUAUCGUGCCAAGAACAAACCCGCGGUCUUUGACUAAUGGGUGGCACAGUUCGUUCAGAGAAAGUUAAAUACACAUUACGGCACGCAAAAGGGAAUAUAUCUCAACGCAGAGAAGAAAGGAUAGGGGAAGAUAGUAAGCAGCAUACGAAUCAAAACCAGCGUGCAGGUGGAUGAGAUUACACGGUUGUUGUUUCACGUUGUUUACUUUCAACCCAACUAUAUAUGUUGUUACAGGGUUCAGUUAAUGUACACGCAUUACCUUAUAUUCUAGUGUUUUUUCUUGUCUACCCCCAAAACUAAAAAAGUAAAAGUUAAGAGCUUUUCAAAACCACACACCUACGAGGGUUUUAUGUAUUCGAGUUGCUUCAAUUUUUUUGGGUUGGGUAGUUUUUGCAUGAUUUUUUUGCCGUUUUGCUAUUUCUUCAUUUUAGUAAACACUAGUGUAGACAAACUAUUCUACGCUUUUUUUUUUAAUUGAACAAGAAUAAGCUUCGUGAAUACUACUUGAUUUUUUAUUUUUUCAGUACUACGAAACUGACCUACGAUAAAUCCAACUUUUGGCUAAACAGUUGUCUCAUCAAUUCCGUUAUUAGAGGUUAUUGAAGAAGCUAACAUCCUGAAAAGCUUUUAUUAUCUGAACAUUAAAGAAACCGUCAUAUGCACAUCUAUUGCAUUAAUUCAGCCUAUUGACAGACAGUUCUAGUACUUUUCACUCUUCUUUUUGUCUAUGUACUCCUGCUUGCUUGCUUAGUUUGUCGGCCAAAUAAAACUCUGGUUUUAUAAUGCUUAUUAGUUUAA
Messenger RNA from Anopheles aquasalis, 3474 nucleotides. RefSeq names its product Ornithine decarboxylase antizyme (gene Oda). NCBI's taxonomy places the organism in Eukaryota, Metazoa, Arthropoda, Insecta, Diptera, Culicidae. Gene Ontology annotation, cellular component: cytoplasm; nucleus. Gene Ontology annotation, molecular function: ornithine decarboxylase inhibitor activity. Gene Ontology annotation, biological process: positive regulation of protein catabolic process. The record is from RefSeq and is a predicted model, not a curated record.